Fragaria vesca subsp. vesca is the source of this 660-nucleotide messenger RNA. RefSeq names its product agamous-like MADS-box protein AGL61-like. The record is from RefSeq and is a predicted model, not a curated record. The transcript has a single exon. The coding region runs from base 1 to 660 and encodes 219 amino acids. Gene Ontology annotation, biological process: positive regulation of transcription by RNA polymerase II. Lineage: Eukaryota; Viridiplantae; Streptophyta; Magnoliopsida; Rosales; Rosaceae. Gene Ontology annotation, molecular function: RNA polymerase II cis-regulatory region sequence-specific DNA binding; protein dimerization activity; DNA-binding transcription factor activity, RNA polymerase II-specific.
AUGGAAAUGCAGAUCAAGAAGCCGAGGCAGGGUCGCCAAAAGAUAGCAAUCACCAAAAUUCCAAACAGGAGUAAUUUACAAGUCACUUUCUCAAAACGUUGUGCAGGACUCUUCAAGAAGGCUAGUGAGCUCUGCACACUUUGUGGAGUUGAGAUUGCAAUAGUAGUAUUUUCUCCUUCAAACAAGCCCUUCUCUUUCGGCCAUCCUAGCGUUAAGGCCCUCAUUGGUCGUUUUCUUACUCCAAGCCCUUCAUCAUUUCCCAUUACUAUUCAUCAAACAUUGUACCCCAAGAAGGCUAGUGUUGAACAUGAGCUCAAUAUGCAGCUAAUCGCAACUGAAGAUCGACUAGAGGCUCAGAAAAGGCGAGGAGAAGAUCUUGACAAGAUGAGUAAAGACAGCGAGCAGUCAAGUGAUUGUUGGUGGGAGAAGCCAAUUGAGGGACUUGGAUUGGAUGAGCUGCAGAUGUUGAAGGUUGCAAUGGAGGAGCUCAAAAAGAAUGUGACAGAACAAGUCCACAAGAUGAAUGGCCCUGCCAUAUUUUCAGUACCAUUGUCUGUGAUGAAUCUUGAUCAUCAUCUUUCUGAGAGAAAGUUUGCUGAGAUUAAUGGAUGUCAUGGUUCCAUGAUCCCUCGUGCCUAUGGACAUGGUUCUUUCAUUUGA